This is a messenger RNA of Pectinophora gossypiella (pink bollworm), 978 nucleotides long. Its product is annotated as retinol dehydrogenase 11-like. The record is from RefSeq and is a predicted model, not a curated record. NCBI's taxonomy places the organism in Eukaryota, Metazoa, Arthropoda, Insecta, Lepidoptera, Gelechiidae. The transcript has a single exon. The coding region runs from base 1 to 978 and encodes 325 amino acids.
AUGGCAGUGUUUGUAAUAAUCUUGGUGAUUUGUGCACUAGCUCUGAUACUUAAACUACAUGAGAAAAACACAAAUGGAAUGUGCAAAUCGAAAAAGAAGCUUGAAGGAAGAGUAGCCGUGGUGACCGGCGGUACUGCCGGCAUGGGCCUGGAGAUAGCAACAGACUUAGCCCGCAGAGGAGCCAAGGUCAUCAUAGCUUGUCCUUUCGAACAAGAAGGUGUCAACGCUAGAAGAACAAUAAUCGAAAGUACUGGCAGCCAAAAAGUGAUAUUCAAGUUACUAGAUUUGGCAUCGCUAACUUCCGUGCGUCAGUUCGCCGAAGACAUUUUACAAUCAGAAGAAAGAUUGGACAUCUUGAUAAACAACGCCGGUGUCGGCGCUCCUAGAAACACCAAAACGAUUAACGGAACCAAUUUCAUCAUGCACGUGAAUUAUUUUGGACAUUUCCUCUUGACUCUUCUUCUCCUGCCACUAUUGAAGAAGUCCGGGACGCACUGUGAACCGAGCAGAAUAGUCAACACGGCAUCAAUCAUGCACUAUUUUGGCACAACUAGCUACAAGCGCUAUAACAAGGAUAAUAUAUUGUACAGAAUACGUUACUAUAGCAACAGCAAGUUUUGUUUCAUAUUAUUCACACACGAACUGAGUAAAAGAUUGAAAGGAUCCAAUGUGGUUGUGAAUUCGGUGCAUCCGGGAUUAGUGGGGACGAAUAUAUACACUACCGUUGAAGUUAUAGGUACAAUUUUGAAAUAUGUUCUCUUGAACAUAUUCAAAACGCCUUGGGAAGGAGCGCAGACGGCAUUGCAUGUGGCACUAGACGAUGAGGCGGGACGAAUCACGGGACAAUACUUUGUGAACUGCAAAUUGACGAAAGCCAAGAGUGCUGCGUACGAUGACGAAAGAUCAGCAAGACUGUGGGUAAAUUCUAUGAGGAUUGUCAAACUUGAUGAAAAGGAACUGAAACAGUGUUUACAAUAA